UUUCCCACCCCCCCCGAGCCCCCAGGCCGCUUGACUCUUUAAACUCCUUCGUUCUCUUCCCGGACUGCGUCCGUCAGACUGCUACAUUCUCUUCUCAACUUCUCUCUGUGCCAGAGACGUUGUUGCUGCCUUCCUUCUUACAUCCAGUCGCUCUUUAAACCCGCAGCUUUAAGCUUGCACGCUCUUGCGAAUCGAUUUCGCAUCACUCUCUUUGAGUCUCUCCCCCCGCAGUCUCUACCCUCACCACCACUACCACCACCACCACCAAAAUCGUCAGCUUCCGCUCCUCCAUCCCCCACAAUGCAGCUCACCACCAAGGUCUCCGUUGCCCUCCUGGGUGCCUUCGCCGCUGUCGGCGAGGCCAACAACCACGGCUUCCACGCGCGUAACCUCAACUUCCACCCCAAUGGCUACAGCAACGAGACCGUGUCGACCUCCUACGUGUCUGUGUACCCGACUCCCCUGAAGUCCAGCCCGGCCGUGGCCCCCGUUGCUGCCAGCUCCGUCCCCCACAUCCAGCCUGCUGGCUCCUCGUCCGCUGCUGUCUUCCCCUCGUCCGCUGCCGUGUCGUCCGCUGCUCCCUUCGCCUCGUCCGCGGUCACCUCGGCCCCCGUGCCCCUCAGCACCGGCGUGUACAGCAGUGCCUCCGCCCCCAUCUCCGCCGCCGCCUCUGCGGCUGGCACCGGUGGCGAGUCGGUCUCCACUGAGUACGAGACUGUCACCUCCACCAAGGAUGUCACUCUCACCUACACCCUGGGUACUGGUGCCUCCAAGACCGUUGUCACCACCACUAUCCACCGGACCGUGACUGACGUUGAGACCGUCUACGUGACCCCCUCGGCCUCUGCGUCCUCCACUGCCCAGGACACCACGGUCACCUCGACCUCCACGGCCUACGCGACCUACACCCUGUUCGCCGUCCCGUCCUCCUCUGGCGCCGCUAGCUCCGGCUCUGUUGUUUCCGCCAGCGCCAGCCACGGCGACAGCUGCGCUCCCGUGACCGUCACUGUCCACGACACCGUCACUGUGACCGCCACCCCCACCGCUGCCUCCACCCCUGACAGCAUCGUCAAGAUCGCCGAAGUCAGCUCCGAGUCCAGCGCCGCGGCUGAGGCCACCACCCAGGCCGAGACCACCACCCAGGCCGAGACCACCACCGUGGCCCACAACGGCACCUUCCCUCACGCCAGCGGCAUCGCUCGUCCCACUGGCUUCCAGACCAGCAGCAAGGCCCCCGCGUUCCCCUCUCACUUCCGUCGUGUCUAG
Molecule: messenger RNA, 1266 nt
Organism: Aspergillus heteromorphus CBS 117.55
Lineage: Eukaryota; Fungi; Ascomycota; Eurotiomycetes; Eurotiales; Aspergillaceae
Exons: 4
Coding region: 301-1266 (321 amino acids)
Source: RefSeq, a predicted model, not a curated record